UAUUUCAUUUUACAGCAAUAACUACACUUCUUAACACACAAAAUAUCCCUUAUUGCCGUUAUACUCGAGCCUUCACUUUCCCACCAGCAUUUCGUGUUCUUUACUUUUUACUGCUAGCAAAAAAGGUGGGGGUGCCAUGUAUACAUAAUGUGGGUGAUUUCUUGAUUAUCUUGAACCUUUGGUUUCUGGGAUUUGUAUCAUUUGCAUUUUGUUCUACAAGGAGUAAGAAAUGGCGCCGAUAGUGGUGAAGCCUGAUGACCCACCGCCGCAUAUACCAAAAGAUCAGCUUCCCAAUGUUUUCUACUGCAUUACCAGUCCUCCUCCAUGGCCUGAGGCCAUCCUUCUUGGAUUUCAACAUUAUAUAGUAAUGCUUGGCACAACCGUCAUCAUACCCACAGCGCUGGUUCCUCAAAUGGGGGGAGGAAAUGAGGAGAAAGCUAAAGUUAUUCAGACUCUGCUGUUUGUUGCUGGAUUGAACACUCUAUUGCAAUCACUCUUUGGAACAAGAUUACCUGUUGUGAUCGGAGGGUCAUACACUUUUGUUGCACCCACAAUUUCGAUUAUCCUGUCUGGUCGAUGGAAUGAUCCAGACCCUGUUUCGAAAUUCAAGAAGAUAAUGAGGGCCACACAGGGUGCACUUAUUGUAGCUUCAACCAUUCAAAUAGUACUAGGUUUCAGUGGCCUUUGGCGUAAUGUUGCAAGGUACCUGAGUCCACUUUCAGCUGUUCCACUAGUUGCUCUUGCAGGUUUUGGGCUUUAUGAGUUUGGUUUCCCUGGGGUUGGCAAAUGUGUUGAAAUUGGGUUGCCACAGCUCAUAAUUGUAAUUUUUAUUUCUCAGUAUCUGGUUGACCUGAUAAAGCCAGGAAAGCAUAUCUUUGAACGUUUUGCGGUUUUAAUCACGGUGGUGAUUGUAUGGAUUUAUGCUCAUUUACUUACUGUGGGUGGGGCAUAUAACGAUAAAGCACCAAAGACUCAAACAAGCUGCAGAACCGAUCGUGCAGGACUCAUUGACGCUGCUCCAUGGAUAAGAGUUCCAUACCCGUUUCAAUGGGGAGCACCUUCAUUUGAUGCUGGUGAAGCCUUUGCCAUGAUGAUGGCAGCGUUUGUUGCUCUUGUAGAGUCCUGUGGUGCCUUCAUUGGUGCGUCCAGAUUAUCUAGUGCAACUCCUUUGCCACCAUCUAUUCUUGGCCGUGGUAUUGGCUGGCAGGGCGUUGCUAUCUUGUUGUCCGGUUUGUUUGGAACUGGAAAUGGAUCAUCAGUUGCUGUUGAGAACGUUGGCUUGAUAGGACUGACGCGUGUUGGCAGUCGAAGAGUUGUGCAGAUAUCUGCUGGAUUCAUGCUUUUCUUUUCUGUUCUUGGCAAAUUUGGAGCAGUCUUCGCUUCUAUCCCAGCACCAAUUUUUGCUGCUUUAUAUUGUGUUUUUUUUGCUUAUGUUGGUUCAAGCGGUCUAGCUUUUCUUCAGUUCUGCCAGCUUAACAGUUUCCGCAACAAAUUCAUAUUAGGCUUUUCGAUAUUCAUGGGAUUGUCCGUGCCCCAAUACUUCAACGAGUACACUGCUAUUAAGGGCUAUGGCCCUGCCCACACGUCUGGGAGAUGGUUCAACGACAUAAUAAACGUCCCUUUCUCAUCGGAAGCCUUUGUGGCCGGGAUAUUGGCGUAUUUUCUCGACAACACAUUAGACAAGAAGGAUCCUCAAGUAAGGAAUGAUAGAGGAAGACAUUGGUGGGACAGAUUCCAUUCCUUCAAGAGUGAUGCAAGAAGUGAGGAAUUCUAUUCCCUUCCCUUCAAUCUCAAUAAAUAUUUCCCAUCUGUGUAAGUUUUCCUCGUGUCGUUAAGUAGUUCUUAAUAACUAAAUAUGGGCCAAAGAGACCGUACCAUUGUUGUUCAACUUUUAUAAUUUGUAACAUGGUAAAGAAAUAUAAACAGCCUGACCAUUUCAAGGAAGUAUAGAGUCGAUUCUUGAGUCUCAGAGUCAAUGAACUUGUUGAUGUUUGUUCGAAUUUAUUUCUUUAUCUAUAAAUCUAUUUGUUAUGAAUA
This is a messenger RNA of Olea europaea var. sylvestris, 2037 nucleotides long. Its product is annotated as nucleobase-ascorbate transporter 6-like. The transcript has 15 exons. The coding region runs from base 230 to 1816 and encodes 528 amino acids. Gene Ontology annotation, molecular function: transmembrane transporter activity. Gene Ontology annotation, biological process: transmembrane transport. Gene Ontology annotation, cellular component: plasmodesma; membrane. The record is from RefSeq and is a predicted model, not a curated record. Lineage: Eukaryota; Viridiplantae; Streptophyta; Magnoliopsida; Lamiales; Oleaceae.